CUGAAGAAAAAUCACAACUCCUUCCUUGAAACUUCUUCGAAACUUCAAUGGCUAUUAUACUCAACAACGCUCAACUCUUGAACAUUUUUAAAUAUCACCAACUAACUCUCUUGCAAAGUUUAUACUUCAAUGGAGCAACAACCAGAAGUUUUUACUUCUUCCAACGGAAUUCAUACUUACGAUGUUUUCCUCAGUUUCAGAGGAGAAGACACUCGCUACGGUUUCACCGGAAAUCUCUACCAAGCUCUAAACCAGAAAGGAAUCAAAACUUUCAUGGACGACGAAGUCAUUAAGAGAGGACAACAAAUUUCACCCACCAUUUUCAAAGCAAUUCAACACUCUAGAAUAGCUAUAGUUGUUUUCUCUAAAACCUAUGCAUCCUCGAAAUGGUGCCUUCAAGAACUCGUCAAAAUCAUUGCAUGUUAUAGAGACAAUGGACUAGUGGUGAUUCCGGUGUUUUACAAAGUGGAUCCAUCAGAGGUUCGAAACCAUACCGGGAAUUAUGGACAGCAGUUGGCCAUGCAUGAGGAGAAAAUGAAGGAGGAAGUGCGGAGUUGGAGGUUGGCUUUGCGUGAUGCUUCUAAUCUGGCAGGAUGGACUUUUAGAGAUGGAUAUGAAUAUGAAUAUGAGUUUAUCAAAAGGAUCGUUGACACAGUGCACAACACAUCAAAACAAAACCUUUCACAUGUUGAUGAUCAUGCAGUUGGACUUGAGAUGCGCGUAUCUAAUAUACUAUUCCGUUUACAAAUGCUUGAUGCAACUGUUAUCAUGAUAGGAAUAUGCGGGGUUGGUGGAAUAGGAAAAACUACUUUGGCAAGAGCGGUGUACGACUCAAUUGGCCAACAAUUUGAGGGUCUUUGCUUCCUCCCUGAUGUCAGAGGAAAUUCAAGCAAAUAUGGAUUGGCAUAUCUACAACAGGUAAUUCUUUAUGAUACGGUUGGCGAGAGUAUCAAGCUGCGUAAUGAGAAUGAAGGAAUUUCAAUCCUGAUCAGAAAGUUGCAAAAUAAAAGGAUUCUUUUGAUACUUGAUGACAUUGACAAAUUGGAUCAAUUGAAGAAUUUAGCAGGAACACCUAGUUGGUUUGGUUGUGGAAGUAGGAUUAUCAUAACUACUAGGCGUAAAGAUAUUCUAGCUGCUCAUGGAGUUGGAAAUAUAUAUGAUGUACCUGUAUUUAAUUUUCAGGAAGCUCUUGUAUUUUUAAGUUCAAUUGCAUCAAAAAGACCUAAUCCUGAUGUAGAAUGGGACCGCGCAAUCAGCUAUUCCCGCGGUCUUCCAUUGGUCUUAAAGAUUAUCGGUUCUGAUUUAUUAGAAAAAUCACCGGAUGAAUGGGAGAUUUCAUUAGGCAGAUAUGAAAAAGUCUGCAAUGAAGAAACUCAGAGUAUACUUGAAGUGAGUUAUAAUAGUUUGAAUGAACUCGAGAAGAGAAUUUUCACCGAUAUUGCAUGUUUCUUUGCUGGAGAGCCUUUUUCAUAUGUCAAAAAAGUACUAUCUGCGUGUGGUUUCGUUACAAAAUAUGGUAUUGAGUCUAUUGACAGACUUAAGGAUAGAUCCCUUAUAUCGAUCACUCCCAGUGGAAGUUUGAUGGUGCAUGAUCAUAUAAUAGACAUGGCUAUGAGUAUAGUACAACAAGAAUCACCUACGAAUCCUUCUAGUUGUCUCAUUUUCAACAAAUUCAAGAAUAUGAAGAGUUUGAUUAGUAUUGAUUUCACUGACUGUAUAUACAUAACAGAAAUACCUGAUAUGUCCGGUAUCCCAAACUUGAGGAUAUUGUAUCUUGAUAAUUGUAUAAAUGUUACAAAAAUUCAUGAUUCUGUUGGAUUUCUUGAUAACCUGAUGGAGCUGACAGCCACAGGAUGCACUAAUCUAGAAACAAUCCCUAAGGCAUUCGAGUUGGCAUCUCUUAAAGUUCUCUCUUUCUCCGAGUGUCCGAAACUUGUGAGGUUCCCAGAAAUAUUGUGCAAGAUCGAAAAUUUGCAACACAUCAACUUGUGGCAAACUGGCAUAGAGGAAUUACCAUUUUCAAUUGGAAAUGUGACUGGACUUGAAGUUUUAACUCUGAUGGAUUGUACUAGGCUUGAUAAGCUACCUAGUAGCAUUUUUACGCUACCAAGACUUCAAGAAAUUCAAGCUGACUCGUGUAAAGGGUUCGGCAUUUCUAUUGAAUGUGAAGAUUAUAAUGGACCAGUGAAAUUCUCCGUGUCUCCAAACAAGAUUCGUCUGUAUUUGAGCUCUUGCAAUUUAACAAAUGAACAUCUUUUUAUCUGUCUCCGUGGUUUCGCCAACGUUGUACACAUGGACCUGUCUUACAGUAAUUUCACUGUCCUUCCACCAUGCAUUAAAGAAUGUAUCAACUUGAACACUCUUCUGUUAACAAACUGCAAUCAACUUCAAGAAAUCUCAGUAAUUCCACCAAAUUUGAUGGAUAUCGAUGCAGUGAAUUGCACAUCAUUGACAUCUCAGUCACAAAGUGUACUAUUAAGCCAAGCAUUUCAUGAAACUGGAGAAAAAAGUGUAAUGCUUCCAGGAUCAAGUAUACCAGAAUGGUUCGAUCAUCGCAGCAGUGAAAGAUCCAUUUCCUUUUACGUUCGUGAGAGAUUCCCUAGUAUUUGUGUGUGUGUUGUUUUCGGAGUGAUGGAAAAACUGCCUUAUCAUUUUCUAGUUAACGUCUGUUUAAUCAUCAACGGCCAUAAAACAAUACUAUCACAAUGUUGUAGUCGGUCAAUUGUAAAAGAACAUGUGUGGAUGUUUGAUCUAAGAAAUUUAAUCGACCGUAGAGAAACAUGGUUGGAACGUGGUUGGAAUCAUGUGGAAAUUUCAUGCGAAGAUUGUCAAGAUGAGCAUUUGAUGGCCGAAGCUGUUCAUGGAGUUAGAAGAAAGACAAUUGUAAAAUGGUAUGGAGUUCAUGUGUAUAGACAAGAAAACAACACAAUGGAGAAUGUCUUAUUCACAAGUGCCAACAUAAAACAAGAAAACAAUAUUAAUGAUGAAAGAUUUAAUGGAGACAAUUACCCUCUGUCUAAACGCAUUAAGUAUUUUGUAGUGUGUUCUCUUGUUGGAAUGGAGAUACUUCUCCCAAAUAAUUAUGAUGGUGUCAAGGAAGUUAGAGAUAUGAGUUACUCUACUAUGGAUUCUUUUACUAUAUCCAAUGUAUCAAGAGGUUCUACAAGGCUUUGGAAGAGAAAUGUUGAACUUCAAAAUUUAAAGCUUAGACCGGAUUGUGAAAUUCCAUUAUGCAUUGAUCAGAAGUUUCUGCAACUGCACCGCAACGCAGCCCAACCUCUGCAUUACCAACUUUUGUGCAGCUGUGUUUUCCGUCUUUGA
Molecule: messenger RNA, 3321 nt
Organism: Vicia villosa (hairy vetch)
Lineage: Eukaryota; Viridiplantae; Streptophyta; Magnoliopsida; Fabales; Fabaceae
Product: disease resistance protein RPV1-like
Exons: 7
Coding region: 130-3321 (1063 amino acids)
Biological process (GO): signal transduction; defense response
Molecular function (GO): ADP binding
Source: RefSeq, a predicted model, not a curated record